This is a messenger RNA of Hyalella azteca, 1642 nucleotides long. RefSeq lists its product as uncharacterized. Gene Ontology annotation, molecular function: metalloendopeptidase activity. Gene Ontology annotation, biological process: proteolysis. Bases 273 to 1466 code for a protein of 397 amino acids. The transcript is spliced from 9 exons. The record is from RefSeq and is a predicted model, not a curated record. NCBI's taxonomy places the organism in Eukaryota, Metazoa, Arthropoda, Malacostraca, Amphipoda, Hyalellidae.
GCGCAGUGAGCAUCUCUAUCACCGGUGUAAAGAAAAUUUAUUACAAGCUAACGAGUAACUUAUUUUUUACAUAUUAAAUAUAUAUAGUUACAACUCAAAGAAAAUACCUGCAUCCUUCAUCUAGAAUUCUAGAUCAAUCAUCAUUCAUAGUUACAUACGCCGGCGAAUACUGAAGAACACAAAUCAAAUCCACAUUAAUUAUAUUCAAGCAAGACGAUUCUAAUCAUAACUUUGAUUAUGUGACAAAAUUUUAUGACCUCGUGAUAAAUAAAAUGCUUUCACAAACAUUGUUCAAUUUCCUAUUAGUAUUUAGUUUACUGGAAGUGAAGAAUUUCGUGCACUCAAGUGAAGACUGUGAACCGCUAAACUCUGUUCCUUUCACGGAGGUGGUGCGGAAUGCAGUGCAAACCAGCGGAUUGAAGCUUUCCGCUAUCGCAGAGUUCCUUGUGGCUUACAGGCCGCGGAAUCCCAGCGUCACGUGUGGAGAAGGGUUUGAGCCGGAGCUCUGGCCUUCCUCUGUCAUACCGUACGUGAUCAGCGAUGGCUUCUCAUCUUUGGCACUUCAGAAAAUCAAUGCCGAGUUAAAACAGUUCUCGGAGAAAACCUGUGUAAAGUUCACCCCGCUGGUCGACCAAGACUUUUAUCUGAAGUUGAGGCCUGUGCCGAAUCAUUGUUUUCUCACCUUGAAGUACCUCGGGCUCAUUUAUUCGCGACCUUUCACUCCAGGCUUUGCGUGGCCGAGUGAAAGGACAACAUUAUUCCAAGUCCAGAGCCCUAACACCCCUCCUGAUCCCAAACGCGUCGUUCAAAUACUCCUGCCAAACUCGUACGUGGAGAGAGAAGGCGUCCUGGGCCACGUGUUGCAGGUUCUUGGCCUGUCACGACAGGAAGUGCGCCAUGACAGAGACAUGUUCAUCAGCAUGGGCUUCAAGAAGUUGGGCAACAUGUAUACAUACGCAUUUGCCAAGAACGUACCGAGUGUUGUCGACCGAAUGUUCAGCUACGACGCGGAGUCGGCGACGCAAAUGUCCGCUGCCGCAGCGCGAUACUGGAACAUCGCGCUGUCGUCCCGCCACCGAAACUCCACCUUGAGGUCAUCGUACACGGGAAAAAUGUCCAAGAUGGACGCAGCGAAAGUGAACUUCUUGUACUGCGGUAAAAUCUUUCCGGAAUCAGGAAUAAAAUUUACCUAUCAACAAAUGAGAAAAUCGAGCAAAGUCUCUCCUGAUCAGGCCUUUUUGGGUAAGCAAGUGAUGCUCCGACGACAAGGAUUGGUCCCGAUGGCUCCGGAUGAUGUUGCUAGUUCUGAAAACGAGAUGGCCACGAAUACAGGACCAGGAGGAGAUCCGCUUGAACAAGACCUGAUUCAUAUCGAUGAUAGAAACUACGCAUCCGUUUGUGGACUGAAGGCGUCCGCAGCGACCCUCAACCUGUCAGUGCUGGUGCUGAUCCUCUUCUCACUCUGAAAUACAAUUGUGAAUAUAACUACGAUAUAUUCUAAUUUCAAAUUAAACAAUUCUUUCAAGAUCGGUUUCAAUCAGGAGUAUCGCCUACUUAAAAAAGUAAAAACUCUAUCCCUUAAAUUUGUUCUCGUGCUGUCCGGAUAUUAAAACUUCCACACAGUCGCUUGGAAAAAAAUUAC